CCUGGAGACCACAGGUGUAAGAGCCAGCGCUGUGCCCCAAGCAGGACGGGCUCCUGAAGCUGGCAGGAGACAACUGGGGAACAAGCUCAAUCAGGGCUAAUGAGGAAACUGAAUUGGACUCCUGCCUGAUCCCUCACUGUGGUAGGAUGAAUGUGGGGGUGGCACACAGCGAAGUAAACCCCAACACUCGAGUGAUGAAUAGUCGGGGCAUCUGGCUGGCCUACAUCAUCUUGGUAGGACUGCUGCAUGUGGUUCUCCUCAGCAUCCCUUUCUUCAGCAUUCCUGUUGUCUGGACCCUGACCAACGUCAUCCAUAACUUGGCCAUGUAUGUCUUCCUGCAUACAGUCAAAGGGACACCCUUUGAAACGCCUGACCAAGGAAAGGCUCGGCUUUUGACACAUUGGGAGCAGAUGGACUAUGGACUACAGUUUACCUCCUCACGAAAGUUCCUCAGCAUCUCUCCUAUUGUACUCUACCUCCUGGCCAGCUUCUACACCAAGUAUGAUGCUGCUCACUUCCUCAUUAACACUGCCUCGCUGCUCAGCGUGCUGCUGCCUAAGCUACCCCAGUUCCAUGGGGUUCGUCUCUUUGGAAUCAACAAAUACUAAAAGAUGGGUUGCUAGUUCUGCAGGCAUUGAGGGAAGGCACUGGAAC
This is a messenger RNA of Mus pahari (shrew mouse), 654 nucleotides long. RefSeq names its product ORMDL sphingolipid biosynthesis regulator 2 (gene Ormdl2). The transcript is spliced from 4 exons. Bases 147 to 608 code for a protein of 153 amino acids. Gene Ontology annotation, biological process: ceramide metabolic process; negative regulation of ceramide biosynthetic process; intracellular sphingolipid homeostasis. Lineage: Eukaryota; Metazoa; Chordata; Mammalia; Rodentia; Muridae. The record is from RefSeq and is a predicted model, not a curated record. Gene Ontology annotation, cellular component: endoplasmic reticulum membrane.